AUUGCGGGCUGGAAAUGUCUGAUUUCUACAGCGAUGUUGAUUAUUUUGUUAUUGACUGUUCUCACUGUCUACCUUGUUUAUGAGUUGUAUUGGAAGCGGAGGAACUUUCCACCCGGGCCAUGUCCGCUGCCAGUUUUUGGGAAUUUGUUGUCUAUCGCGAAUCCACCACCGGGGUAUGAAGCGUUCGAGAGAUGGACUAAGAAAUAUGGAGAUAUUUAUACUUUCUGGAUUGGUAACACUCCUCACAUCAUGAUCAACACAUGGGACAAGAUCAAAGAGACAUACAUCCGUGACGCCGAAACCUACACGAAUAAGGUCCGACUACCUGCGUUGGACCUGUUCCGCGGUGGCGAGUACGGAAUCAUCGACUCGAAUGGUGCCACUUGGCGAGAGCACAGACGAUUCGCACUUUCUACGAUGCGAGAUUUUGGUCUUGGGAAAAAUUUGAUGCAGGAAAAUAUUCUGAUGGAGGUGCAGGAUGUUUUUGCGAGGCUAGAUGCAAAACUGGGAUCCGAGACCGAUAUUCCAGAAGUUUUUGAUCAUGCUGUUGCAAAUGUGGUUAAUCAACUUCUUUUUGGAUAUCGCUUCGUGGGGCCCAAAGAAAGUGAAUACCAAGAAUUGAAACGAAUUAUUGAGGCACCCACUGAUCUAUUCGGAAAACCACACAUGUUCCUUGCCAUGAACAUUCCAGUAAUUGCAAAGCUGAUGCCAGAAUUUAUGUACGAAGGGCCAUUCAAAGACUUCCGAGAUACUGCAUUUGCAUUUUUCAAUAAGCAAAUUGAGGCCCAUCGGCAAGAAGUUGAUUUGAAUGAUUUGAACUCGGAGAGCACAGAUUUCGUAGAGACUUUUUUGAAAGAGCAGAAAAGACGUGAAAGCGAGGGUGAUUCGGAGACUUUCAGUAAUGUCCAACUUUCAAAUGUUUGCAUGGACCUUUGGUUCGCGGGUCUUAACACUACAACUAAUACAAUUACAUGGGCAAUCAGCUACAUUUUGCAUCAUCCAGAGGUUCAGGACAAGGUUCAUGAGGAAAUGGACAAAGUGAUUGGAAGUGAUAGACUUAUCACCACAGCUGAUAAAAAUGAUCUACCGUACUUCAACGCGUUUAUCAAUGAAGCGCAACGUGGAAUCAACAUUGUCCCUCUGAACCUCCAGCACGCAACCACCCGUGAUACUGUAAUAAAUGGGUUCAAAAUCCCGAAAGGGACUGGAGUGGUCGCCCAGAUUAGUACUGUUAUGAAUAAUGAGGAAGUGUUUCCGGACCCGCACACUUUCAAUCCAGACAGAUUUAUUGAUGAGCACGGAAAAUUGAAGAGAGUCGAGGAGCUCGCCCCGUUCUCAGUUGGAAAACGAAGUUGCCCGGGAGAAGGACUCGCUCGAAUGGAGCUUUUCCUUUUUAUUGCCAAUUUUUUGAAUAGAUACAAGAUCUACCCAUCUAAGGAGGGCCCACCGUCAAUGGAUAAGAGCAAUGGAGCCCUGAUUGCUCCGAGAUUAUUCUCCGCGACUUUAAAGAGAAGAUCAUAAAUUUGCAUUGUUUUUUGUUUGUAUAAAUUUUCUCAUCUUGCUAAACUAAAUAAACUGCAUUUAU
Messenger RNA from Caenorhabditis elegans, 1585 nucleotides. RefSeq names its product CYtochrome P450 family (gene cyp-33C2). The coding region runs from base 34 to 1521 and encodes 495 amino acids. The transcript is spliced from 6 exons. NCBI's taxonomy places the organism in Eukaryota, Metazoa, Nematoda, Chromadorea, Rhabditida, Rhabditidae. The record is from RefSeq and is marked reviewed.